Messenger RNA from Dothidotthia symphoricarpi CBS 119687, 1066 nucleotides. RefSeq lists its product as uncharacterized. The record is from RefSeq and is a predicted model, not a curated record. The transcript has a single exon. Bases 80 to 763 code for a protein of 227 amino acids. Lineage: Eukaryota; Fungi; Ascomycota; Dothideomycetes; Pleosporales; Dothidotthiaceae.
CUCAACGUAGCGCAUCUCAAUUUUUCUUUCACUUUUUACGGAUACGCAUUCGACUUCCGAUUUCAACUCAGCGAUUCAUAUGUCCAAAAGUUAUUGUUCAUUUUCUCAAUCGUUCCACUGGAUCCGUAGUUCAUGCUUGAACUGUACGGUCACCGGAUACCCUUUGGUCGAUAUUUGCUCCAUGCAAACUUUGGACCAACUGAUCCAAAACUCCCGAAGCGCAAAGUCGAUCCAUUCUUCUCGCUAUCUGUACGCAUAUCCCCGCCACUCCGGAUCUGACGAAAACGCAUAUUGCCUGCGAUCAUUUUGCAUCAUAGACUUCACGAUCCUGUUUUGGGGUCUUCGUUUGUCAGUUUUUAUUCCUUUCAUCUUUAGAUAUUGGUCGGUCUUGGGGUUUUUUCUUUUUUUGGGUGAGUUGAGCGAAAUUGUGGGAAUUUGGCGUCUUGUCCCUUUGGCCUUGUGCCACCAAGCAAUGGUUUCUGGUUCUAACAGGCUCGGUUUUGAUUGUUUGGCUUUGUGCUUCCUUCUACGUUACGAUUGUUUCUUUGUUCAGCGCUGCGCCUCAAGAAUGGUUCUGAAGGUUACACUGCAUCGGUUAAUGGUUUCUUCAUUGGAGUUGGUUAGUGGUAUGCCACACCGCUCCCCGCUCCGGUCUUUCGACAAGUCUGCUUUGCUCACGACGCCUGCAUAUGCGAUACCCGAGUCUUCGCGUCUAGCAGGAGAGCAGCACCGCUGGGCUUUUUCCCUCACGUUUUGGUCAUGACUUGCUUACCGUUUGGAUCUCUGCCUUUUCGCCCUAGUCGGUUGUAAUUAAUGGCACAAGAUCAAUGAUGGGCGUCACUUUUUGUUUUCUCUCGAGGCGGAAAAUACCUCUUUCUUUUAUUCAUGGGUCGCAUACCUUCUCGGCAUUGUUUUGGGGAUAGGGUGGAAAAGAAUCGUUCGGUAUAUUACUGCGAUCAAGCAGAACUUUGUAACAACAAAAGCAAAAAAACACAAUCAUUUAGUUGGCGGCAUGUCCGCUUUUGGAAAUUUAGACCCAGCCUUUGCACAAGUGACGGAGUAUGGA